Messenger RNA from Phaeodactylum tricornutum CCAP 1055/1, 1394 nucleotides. RefSeq lists its product with no specific name. The transcript has a single exon. Bases 10 to 1125 code for a protein of 371 amino acids. NCBI's taxonomy places the organism in Eukaryota, Bacillariophyta, Bacillariophyceae, Surirellales, Neidiaceae. The record is from RefSeq and is a predicted model, not a curated record.
CAUCAAAGGAUGCCGCCAUUUACUGUUAGAGCUCCGUACACUUCAAAACCCACAUCCAGCAAUUGUCUCCCUUGGACGAUCGUUUAUCUGUUAUUGAUCAUAGUCGCCAGCCAAUGGGCUCUUUUGAACGUUGCGCUGAAUCGACCAGAUAUCAAGAAAGGAUACGAAAGUCAUUCAUUGCCGCUUCGUCAGAAGGAGAGUGUUCAUUCGACUAUUCCUCAGUCAAACAGAGAAGAGAAUGUCACAAAAAACCAGGGAACCAGCCAACUCGAGGCGGAAAUCCAAGGCGUUUUCACAACGGUGCUCUUUCGGGCUCCUAAAUGGUUUCACUUGCGCUAUCUCGGGAUCCUUCACAAUGCCUUGUCCAAUCUACCUCCGCACUGGAAGUUGCACAUUUUUAUCAAUGAGGAAUGGAUCCGAUCUCAAGUGUAUCCUUGGCAAAGCGGGCUGCAACGGUUCCUUAUGGAUCCUCCUUCUCGCGUGAAAGUCACCCCAUUACCGCCGUAUUUGACUCGGGGCAAACCGAAGCAAAUUUUGGUCGACCAAUGGUUUUGGAACAGCCUUUUGGCUGACCACGUUUUGAUCUUUUCGGGCAACGGUGCGUUUUGUGGUAACCACAUGGAUGCGCACAUUUGGAAUGAAUUAAAUCUCCUCGACUACGGUGGCACACCAUGGUCAAUGGGUGUAGGCGGAGACGGUAGCAGCCACUCGAUCCGGAACCGUCAUGCUAUGCUGAAAGUCAUCGUUUACGCCAACAGUACAGGUAAGCCUUUAAAUCCAUUGUCCGGGAGGGAGCACGACUUUUUUGUGAAUACCAUGAAGGAAAUGAACGAAAAGAAUUUGGCCAGGUUUACGCUAGCUAGUGUCGAGCAAACAGUCCGAUUCGGCGGGGUCACGAAUCUAGCUAACGAAACAGGCACGAUUCAUGUCCCGUUGGUAGCGGCUGGAACGCAGGCGCGUUUAUCAUAUGAAGAACGCGACUCUUUGCUUAAGCACUGUCCCGAAAUCAAGAUGAUCUUCCCGUCACUACACGAGCCUGCCUGUUUUGGAGCACAUCCCAAUCCAGAGAAGUGCCGAGCUAGCAUAUGUGCCCUACAAGACGACAUUCCAAAGCAUGGUUGCUGACGAGCAUUAGACACAGAUGAAGCCUCCAUUAAAGACUUAGCGAUUUUUAUUUGAAUUUGUAGAGUAUUGCUGUGGAUUGGGCCUCCACCUUAUGGUCCGACAUGCCAUUUGUGAAUGAUCAAAAAACGAAAAAUGUUGCAAUGAUUCAGAUCCAUCGCCAGGGAACCGAUCAACAUAGAACGAGCCUCACACCAACGUUUACGAUGAAGCAGACAUGAAGCUUGCCAUGUAUAAAGAAUUUUUAAAUCUGAGUAUUAUAUCAAGUGUUU